CCCCCCUCCUUACCACACACACUCUCUUACAAACACACACACACUCGCACACACACACACACGCUCUCUGUACUGUUUGGGAUCUUGCGUGUGGAGCUGGAUUGGAGCCGAAGGAGCUGCAGGGUCGAUAGUAAUUAAGAUUUCUCCAUAGACUGAGAGUGAAGUGCUGAACCAAGUGGAGAUAAUGGAGCUUUCUUUAGCAGCAGUGCUCUGCUCUUCCUUCUUAGUUCCAGCUCUGGGGUCAGCUUUUGGCAGGGAAAUGCCAGCCUCUACAAUGGAUGAAUUACAAGACCACGACAGCCAAUUUCAUUAUGACUAUGAAUCUGUGAGGAUCGGGGGUUUGAUCUUCGCUGCCGUGCUCUUCUUCAUGGGGAUCUUCAUUGUCAUCAGCCGAAAGUGCCGCUGCAGAGGAAGCCAGGCGUCAAAGCCAGUGGGACCUGACCCAGAAGCAGCCAAAGGAAGAAAUUAAGCUACAACAACAGUAAGCAGAUGAGCAGAGAGCGUUGCCACCAGAGGGACACGACAACACUGGCAGCCUUGUGAUCAGCAGCAGCAGCAGCAUCAGGAUGACGGGAGGCUCGAUAGAAUCCGCUUCUUCUUGAAUUUCUCACUUUCAUGACUGUCUUUCACACUGCCGUUUAUCCUGUAGCAGACCUGCUGUCAUAUUAAGUCACUCUGAGCAGGAAAGUAUUAGCGAGUUUUAGUUUAGAUUACUGUGUGCUAGCAGCUGAGAUAGCAGCUUUUUAAUGCUUUUGUAAAAAAAACUACAGCUUAUGUAGAUUCUGUAGCAUGCAGAAUGUUCAGGCAGCAUUCACUUUUAAAUGGUAGCAUUUUAUACAUUUUGUAAAGUCUUCAUCAUUGUUUGUAAAGCAGUGAUUCACUGAUGAGCCAAAACGAACGUUUUGAGCUAAAAUUCAAGUUUAGAGAACACAUGACUGACAGCCUGUUUUCUUUUUUUUGUUGUUGUUGUUUUCUUUUGUUUUGUUUUUUUCUUUUUUAAUCAAAUAAACUUUAUUUAGACUUUA
Messenger RNA from Astyanax mexicanus (Mexican tetra), 1025 nucleotides. It is a transcript of the gene fxyd6l, whose product is annotated as FXYD domain containing ion transport regulator 6 like. The record is from RefSeq and is a predicted model, not a curated record. Gene Ontology annotation, biological process: regulation of sodium ion transmembrane transporter activity. Gene Ontology annotation, molecular function: sodium channel regulator activity. Gene Ontology annotation, cellular component: membrane. Bases 185 to 469 code for a protein of 94 amino acids. Lineage: Eukaryota; Metazoa; Chordata; Actinopteri; Characiformes; Acestrorhamphidae. The transcript is spliced from 11 exons.